AAGAAGGCUAUAAUAUAGAGAAAAGUGAUUGCGAAUAGUUUCAAAGAUACCGCAGAAGGAAAGAAAGAUGGAAGGAAGUACGAAGAUCAGAGGAACGGUGGAGAUAGAUGUGGAGGCGAUUGAGAAGGUAAUGAAAAGAAGAACAACGAGGACGAUGAAGAACAUUAAGGAGGAAAUGAAAGAGCUGAGAGAAGAAGUGGAAAUCUUGAAAAGGAAAGUAUAUAAAAUGGAGCAAGUUUCGGGUAAAAGAAAGAAGGACGAGAGUAAGGAAAGAGAGGAAAAAGUAAGCAGGAAAAAAUGGUGGUACGAAGAGAAGGAAGAAGACGAGGAAGAGAAGAGAAGGAAGAACGUGAUAAUCAGAGUUGAGAAGAAUAGAUGGGGAGGAAACAACGCAAACUGGAAGAAGGUGAAACAAUUAUUCACAGAAGGAUUGAGAGUGAAGGUGGAGGUGAAGGAGGUGAUUAUGAUAGGACAGCGAGGGGACUGGCUGACAUUUAUGGUAAAGCUGAGAAGUGAGGAGGAUAAAUGGAGAAUAUUGGAAGCAAGAAGAAAGGAAGGAAGUAGGAUGAAAGUAAAAAUAGACGAAGACAAAUGGAAUCACGUAAACGGAAAAGUAAUUUUGAAAUUCGUGACCGACAAAGACGUCGGCGUGUCGUUCAAAUUGUUCGACAGUGGGAACAUAAAUCUGAACCGAUUGAUAAAUACACUAAACUUAGUAAUGCAUCCGUUGAACCUACUAAUUCAUCGAUUGAAUCAACUAAUUCAUCGAUUGAACUUGCAAAUACAUCAAGUGUUUCUUACGCAAAAUUUAACUUUCAACUCAUUACCAGAAAGCAUUGAAAUAAAUGCAAAUAAUUUGUCUGAUACUAAAACUUUGUCGGAUGAAGAUUAUACUUCUACGCAAGCUAGAAAUAAUUCUUUUUCAAUAGACACUUAUCCAAGCAGCGACGACAAUAUUGAUAUUGAUCGAAACGUAACUUCCAUUGUUGAAGUCCCUGUGAUAGAUAAAGCAUUGGUGGACAGUUCUCAAAAUAUGGAUUAUAUUAAGGCAAAACUGGGAGAAUGGGCUGUUACUGAAAAAAUUUCGCAUAACAGCUUGAAAAAAUUGCUUACUAUAUUAAAAUCAGUCCCAAGCUUAUCCACAGUAUUACCAUGUGACCCUCAUACUUUAUUGCAGACUGCAAAACAAACCAAUAUUUGA
Temnothorax curvispinosus is the source of this 1201-nucleotide messenger RNA. Its product is annotated as rho GTPase-activating protein gacV-like. The coding region runs from base 68 to 1201 and encodes 377 amino acids. The transcript has 3 exons. Lineage: Eukaryota; Metazoa; Arthropoda; Insecta; Hymenoptera; Formicidae. The record is from RefSeq and is a predicted model, not a curated record.